Messenger RNA from Ophidiomyces ophidiicola, 696 nucleotides. RefSeq lists its product as uncharacterized. The record is from RefSeq and is a predicted model, not a curated record. Bases 1 to 696 code for a protein of 231 amino acids. Lineage: Eukaryota; Fungi; Ascomycota; Eurotiomycetes; Onygenales; Onygenaceae. The transcript has 2 exons.
AUGUUUGCCGCCCUCCCUUCCUCGUCACCGCCCCGCGCAUGCAACCUCGCAACCGAGCCAUUUUCACCCCUAUCGCCGCAAGAUGCCGAGCGCCCUCGAUCUCGCCUCUCCCCCAUGUCGCCGAACAACCACUCGCACAACAAGCAAGAUGCUGCGGCGGCGCCCGAGCCCCCCUUCUCCCCUCCCUCAUCUCCACUUUCCUACGCCCAGCGCUACACUUCGCGAAUAGCCCACCCGGCCUCCCGCGUCACGGGCCGCAUGUCGCGCGACAUCCGACGAAACGCCUUCCUCAACCGCGUCAAACAGGAUCGCCAGAGCGCGCGGUUCAACGCGCGGGAGGACCGCAUGCUGUGGAUCGAGUAUAUCACGCAGAAACGCCGGUUUGAGGAGGAGAUGGCGCGCUCGGCUCCGAGGAUUGACAAUGUUGAGGAUGCGAUGGUGGAAGACGAGAGAGUAGGGACUGCGGCGGGGAACGAGGACUGGGUGGAAGAAGCGGCGCUGGAGGAGUAUCUCGCCCAGGAACGGGAAUAUGAAGCCUUCGCGGAAGAGAUGGAAAGACAGCUCGAAACGGAUAAUGCCCGAAGCAGCAGCAAUGAUGAAGAUGAAUAUUAUGAUAGUAUAUUCACCGCGCUUGCGUCGCAAUGCCCGUCAGAGGUAUUAGACCCGGAUGAACGGAUGGAUACCUCGCAUGGAUGA